CACACACACACACACACACACACACACACACACACACACACACACACACACAUACACAAACACUGCAUUAUUUCCUAUCUUUAGUAUAUUUUCACUGAUGAAAACAAUCCCCUUUUUGAGCGCACAGUAACUGAUGCCAUCUUGUUCCGAGGGAAUAACUAACUGAAGCGUUGCUCUACACACUGGACAGGAGUCACUUGGCACAGUUACUUACUUGUAUGGUGGGCUACUUCUGACACGCAUACAAAAAACAAUCUAUACCAUCUCUGUGAUUAACUUAUGCCAUCUGGCAGUAUAACGCAACCCUCCUUCCACCCCAUUUUUCUCUCUUCUUUUCAUCCCAUUUUGCUGCUAAUGCAUCAACAAGCACCUUUUACCACGUGGUUACAUCCUUUUCUUGCUUUUGUUUAGAACUGCAGUAUUCCUGUUACGUAGGAUAAGGAUAGUUUAGGACACAAAGGGAUCUUUUCUUUACAAACUUACCGAUUACUCUCCCUCCCUUUAAAUAUCUUCUUUCUGAUGGUUUGAUCUUGCAGCCCUAAUCACUGCCCUCUGUGUAUAUAACAUAGUUUAUAAAAACCUCCCUACACUUCAGUGAAUUGCAGAAUGAUAUUUUUUUCCUCUUCUUUUUCUUGUCCUUGGAGUAUUUCAUCUACUUUAAUUCAGUUUUCUUUUGAAAUAUUACAACAGCUUGUGUUUCUCUACAGUGACUAAAUGAUGUGCAGCUAUUGUUUUUACUUUUCAGAGAGACUCAAUUGUAUCCAGCUAGACUGUGGCAUGAAUUUCAAAGAAAUAGUAAAAGAAAUAAAAAAAAUAAUCUGACAGAAAAUAACAACAUAUUUAGGUAUGAAUGUAGAUUAAUAUCCAUUUUUCAUGUUUACUGAGAGUAUGACUGCAAACAUGAGAGGGCUAGCGUUGCCUUAUGUAAAGAUGGAAGCCCUACAGACACAGACUGUGACCUAUGGGCUUAGAUUAAUUAGUUCCGACCUGUGACACCUGAGCCAAUCCGGAACUUGAUCUAUUAGACCCAGCAGCCGGCAGUAGAAUAUGGAACACUACAUUAGUUCUGAUUCAGUGCUGUGGGCUUCAGUCGAGUUUAGACUCAGGCGCUUACCUGCGUUUGGCUGGAAUGGCCUGCUGUAAGUAAACCAGUGCCAUGCAAGCCUGCCCCCUGACUUGGGACAAUAGUAAUACUUCAGAGGGUCUGAAUGAAAAUCAGAAAUGACCCUGAAACCACACUCUAGCUCACAUACACGUGGAAGCUUCAACGGUGGAGCCAGGCAAUAGGGCAGGCUUGCACAUUUCUCCUUGGUCUUGGUGUACCACCUUAUAUCAAGAACCAGACGGGGUAGACGUGGCUAGGCCCACAGGAAUGAAUUUCAGGAGCUUCACCCUUCCCAGAUUAUCAUGGCUAAGACCCUCACUGUCACAAGUGUAAGAUUCUAGUUAACCAUAUUUAAAUGCUAGCUCACAAGUCACAUAAUCACUAUUCGAUCACCAUAGUGUUCUCUGUGCCUGCCGUGUCCUUCCAUGCCAAGAUGGCGUGGAGCUUCUUAGCCACUUAGAGCUACAGCUACUGUAGCGGGGGACUGUGACUGAACCCAUAGGCGCACCAUAUGUGGCCAGGUACAGAUGUUAUCGGAUGGUGAACCCCAGGUAGCUCAUGAGAUUGAUUCAGCUCUUCUCCAGUGUGAGGGGACUAUGUUUGUGCAUCAUGCCUGCGCUAAUCCACCCUGUAUCACACUGUUACUCCAUGUGCUUUCAUGGGCACCCAACUUGUGCCAGGAGACAUAACUUUUGCAUUCACACACAAGCGCACUGUCACACAGGAUCAUUUGAAGUUGUUCUUUUUUUUAUGUGAUAGUGUGUUGGUAAGGAUCGAAAUAAAGGAUGUUGAAUACAGCUGACUGGAGUGAGUGAUCUGUGAGUGGUCUUCCUGCUAGUCUUGUCUUCACCUUAAUCCGUACACAGAACAGAACGGAAGUAUAUCCAUCUUGUGAGUUUGAGACAUGUAUUGUUGCCAUUUAAAGGUGUCAUUUGUAGUUUUUUUUGUCUUCAAUAAUGUUAAAUACAUUUUUCCAGGCCCACUAUAAUGAACAAUCAUUGAACAAACAGUAAACAGAUCACAUUUCCCAAUGUAUUGAUUCUUUGUUUCUAUUGUUUAUGCAUGUAUCUUCAUUUGCUGAUAUAGAAUGUUUUAAAGAGAUGCAAUAAAAACUCAAACAGUCAGUCAAGGCUGACAGAAUAACCACUACUAUUUUAGGGGGAUAUUAUUGUAUUGAAGCUAUGCUUUCAUAGUUACAUUAUUAUCGCAAAUGUAGAAAUACUUUUGUUUUGGACAGCAAUACAACACAGCAAGAAAAGACAGAUGCUGUGCCUCUAGAAUGCCACUUCACUUGUCUGUCGAUAGGGUGCAGUCUAGGCCUCAUCUCUCAACAGGCGGUCUCUUUGGUGGCCCCGAGACGGUAUCAGGUUUAGAGUUAAAAGAGAGGGGGGCUCAAACUAGUGGAAGUCUUCGAGGAAGGAAAGUGACGUUGAGCGUGCGGUUACAUGGUAAUAUAGUGGUAGGACAGAAACAUACGGUAGCGGUAGAAUAGUGAACUCAGUCAUUCAGCUGUGUAGUAGUCUAGAGCUACAGAUACGGCUACGGCGAUGACUUCUGGAGGAGAGCGAGGCGACUUUGGUGGAAAGCUUUGAACUGUUCGCAAGGAUGGACAAACAAAAAGUUCUUGCACGGCUCCUGUCAGACCUGCAGACGUUCCUGUCGGUUCUAGACAACGAGAACCUCAGCUACAUCGCCCAGGCCCAGAAGAAAUCCAUCUCCGAGUUGCUCGCCAAACUGCAGGACAAGGAGCCAGCUGUUGAAGAUGCUGAAUACAUGAUCAUGAACUGCCCAUCAGGUGCUCCUAACAAUGAUCUCAGGGAAAAGCCGUGUUCAGCUGGUGCUGAAGUGGACUCCUCAGAAGAGCUCCGAUCGUCCUCCUCUACAGAGUGGCUUCGGUCAGGGUCUGUGGGUCCACCCGUGCCUCCUCUCCCUCCUAAAGAUCCUGAGGAAGAGGACUGCUAUGAAGAAGCUGAGCCAUUUGUCCCAGCCAUUCACAGCACAGAUAAAGUGGACUCGGACAGCAGCCACUAUGAGUCAUACGGUGAGGAAGAGGAUGGGGACCUGGUGAAGGACAGGGCCCACUACAUCCAGUGGAGUGCCUCACAGCCCUGUUUGCGGCCCCUGCCUGAGUCACGUAUUUGCGGAUACCUGUGGAGGAGGAAGAAGUGGUUGGGCCAAUGGACGCGCCAGCUCUUCAUCAUCAAACACAACCUGCUGCUGUGCUACAAGUGUGCUAAGGAUCUGAACCCGCUGCUGGAGCUGAACCUGCUGGGCUGCCAGGUGGUGUACAAGUCCAGACACAGCAAGAAGAUGCAGCACGAGCUGAAGGUGGUGGCCGGAUCCGACAUGGUGAUCAUGGGUUUCCAGAGCUGCCAACAGGCCGAGGAGUGGAGGAAGAUCAUUGAAGAGGUUAGUGGCUCCAGCUACUGUGAGCCCGAGUCCCACGGCUCCUCGUCCCUGCUGAAGUCUGACAGGCUGGACUCCUGCAGGUCAAGUACUGUCCUGCACACAGACUCAGAUGAGGACAGGCUCUCUGCUCUGCCUUCAGCACCCAGCCCGGAGGAGAGCAAGGACAGAGCUGGCUUCCUGAAUGUGCUGAUGAACUGCCAGUGGCAGAGCCUGUGGUGCCGUGUGGAGGACGGUAUGCUGAAGAUGUUCCGUGAGGAGGAGGCCGCCGACGCCGGCAGCAGCCCCCAGUACAGCGUGCAGCUGCGCGGGGCCCAGGUGCAGCCUGGCCCCGACACCGCCUCCAGCUACCGCAUCAGCCUGCUGCAGCACGGGGACCAGGUGGCCGUACUGGAGGCUAGUUGCUCUGAUGAGAAAGAGCAGUGGGUUCAACUCCUGCAGGAUGGGAGUGUUCCACAGGGUCAGAGCACAGCCGACCCCUACCAUCAUCACACCAGCCAUGAGUCCCUGCCGCUGAGUGGGCUGAAGACACGAAGGUUCCCCACCUCUAACAUGUAUAUGGACGACCCCUUCCAGCAGCUCGGCUCAGUCCACUCUCAACCUAUCUACUCUAACACAUGUAUACUAGAGCACAUGUUUCAGAACUCCCAUGGCGGAGGAAACGGAGACUGUGUGUCAUCCAGGAACUCGGUGAACUACGGCAACACUGAGGUCUUCAGUAACCACAGUCAGGGAGUGUGUGAGGUAGAGCGGGGUGUUCAGAAGCUGGACCUGACAGGGAAGAGACGUGUACAGCUCCGAGCAGGGUCAGAGGUCAACCUCUUCAAUGCAGGGAAGCCAGCCAAACGCACGUCCUUCAGACAGUCCCUGGCCUUCUGCACUGAGAGAGUGCAGGGAGGUUUCUUUAGUCCACUGCUGAGGAGAACUGCCUCUGCGAAAAACUCCCUGAAACAUGCUCCAUCUUCUCUUUUCAUAGAACACGGCAAAGUCUUCCAGAAGAGAAAGGAGUGGGAAACAAAGGCCUCUGUUUGACCUCCUCUUGCCCUACCUAGAACUCACUUUGUACACAUUCCCCAUUAGAGCAGUACAUAUUGCACUGGACAUAUUAUUACUGUGCAUGUGGAUCAUGCAUUUAGGAUUUGUGUGGGUUUGUUUGUUUGUUUUGAUUUGGGUUUGGUUUAAUCUUUCAUUAUUUUUUACGGUUCAAUUGGUACUUUAAUUAUAUAUCACAGACACUCUAUCUCUGUCCCUCUCUCUGUUCCCUUUCAGUUCUCCUACAGUCCCUCCAUACAUCCUUCCAUAAACCCCUACAUGUAAUGUCUGAUUUUUGUCAAAGCCGUUUUUGCUGUGAAAUCAUAGCCAGUUAUGUCAGAGCUCCACCAUUGUUUCGUUUUGUUUUGAAUAUAUGAUGUAAUGAACAUGUCAAUUUGGUAAAUAACUUUGCAAUUCAGGUCGGUCAUUAUCAGGUAUGUCUCACUGGUGUUACACGUCUUAAUUUUUUAAAGUACAGUAUAUCAAUGCAUUUUGACUUUGCACUGCUAUGACCUAGAGUGGAAAUACAUAUUUAUGAUUAUGACGGAAAAAAAAACAUGAGAAAUCAGGAAGUAGAAUAUGAGUGUAAAAAUUAAGUGGAAAUGAUUGCGGAGCAGUUACCUCUUUAUUUCAUUUUUUUUUAUCUAAACUCUGUGGUGUAAUUUAUCUGACUUACAGCAACACAGUGCACAUAUUUUUAUAUAAUGACCUUUCUAUUGAAAUGUCUUUUUUAAAUGAACUAUAUUAUUAUUACUUCACUGAAAUGAUCACCACUGAAAUGAACUCAGAACUGCUCAAGUGUUUCUACCAUGGGAACAUUAGCUGCCACACAAGGAGAUGAUGUAUGUAGAGUAUGUAUGUUCUGGUUGGGCUAAUCUGUAAUAUUAUUUGUUGUAUAAACUGAUGACUUUGUGUUUUCGUUUUUGUUUUGUUUUUUCAAAAGAAGGUGCAUACACUAACUUGGCAUAUUUGUAUUGUUAAAUAAAAUAAACCAAUGCUGGAUGAAGCAAA
Clupea harengus (Atlantic herring) is the source of this 5554-nucleotide messenger RNA. RefSeq names its product actin filament-associated protein 1-like 2. NCBI's taxonomy places the organism in Eukaryota, Metazoa, Chordata, Actinopteri, Clupeiformes, Clupeidae. Gene Ontology annotation, molecular function: SH3 domain binding. The record is from RefSeq and is a predicted model, not a curated record. Gene Ontology annotation, cellular component: cytosol.